This is a messenger RNA of Penicillium alfredii, 270 nucleotides long. RefSeq lists its product as uncharacterized. Gene Ontology annotation, molecular function: arylformamidase activity. NCBI's taxonomy places the organism in Eukaryota, Fungi, Ascomycota, Eurotiomycetes, Eurotiales, Aspergillaceae. Bases 1 to 270 code for a protein of 89 amino acids. The record is from RefSeq and is a predicted model, not a curated record. The transcript is spliced from 2 exons.
AUGGAAUGCCAGCAGCUUGCCGACUAUGCGGCGCCCCCGAUGAUCGGGGUCGAGUCGUCUGAAGGCAUGCUCCGCUGGAUCCGGAGCCAUAGCUUUGCAGCCGUCUGGCAGCUGGCGGGCUGGGGGCUUCCCAUCGGCGAGCUGUUUGACCUCGAGCAUCUGAGCCGGGCGUGUCGUCGGAGGGGUCGCUGGAGCUUUUUCUUCAGUAGUGUGCCGCUGAAGGUCCCGGGAGGCGUCGCCAGUCCCCCCAACGGGAUGGCCAUUCUUUAG